ACUGGCUUGUAAGCUGAUUUUGAAACACAGCCAGCACAACGUCGUCGUAUCUUUCGCUUUUGUGAAGGCUUUUUGUUCUUUAAAUUUCUGUUUCCUUGGAUUAGUUAGAAAAUUUAGUUGGCAAACAGUUUUUGCUUGUGCUGUGACGAAAGCAUGUAACCAACUACAACACAGUUUGACUAAUAUUUACUUGGAUACUUCUGAAAACCAAUACAAUGAGUUAUCAAGAUGAACCUGGUGGCUACGAUGUUGGCUCCUUCCCUAAGGACUUCAGCUACGGCCCAUUUGAGCAGAAUGGGGAUGGGGACAACUCGUCACUGCAAGACGACCACAAACCAAGAAUCUUACUGAUGGGCCUCAGAAGAUCUGGGAAGUCAUCUAUACAAAAAGUGGUGUUUCACAAAAUGUCUCCAAAUGAAACAUUGUUUUUGGAAUCCACUAACAAGAUAGUGAAAGAUGAUAUCAACAACAGUAGCUUUGUCCAGUUCCAAAUAUGGGACUUUCCCGGCCAAAUAGAUUUUUUUGAUCCUACUUUUGAUUCGGACACAAUUUUUGGCGGAUGUGGGGCAUUAGUGUUUGUUAUUGAUGCACAGGAUGACUACAUGGACGCACUCAACAAACUACAGUUAACAGUUACAAAGGCGUAUAGAGUAAAUAGUAACAUAAAGUUUGAAGUUUUUAUUCAUAAGGUAGAUGGCUUAAAUGACGACUACAAGAUGGAAUCGCAACGGGACAUCCACCAGCGGGCCACGGACGACCUUGCGGACGCCGGGCUGGAGCAUGUGCACCUCUCAUUCCACCUCACCUCCAUCUAUGACCACUCUAUCUUCGAGGCGUUCAGCAAAGUUGUGCAGAAACUUAUUCCGCAGCUGCCUACUUUAGAAAACCUUUUGAAUAUACUCAUAUCAAAUUCGGGAAUAGAAAAGGCGUUUCUGUUCGACGUGGUGUCGAAGAUCUACAUCGCGACCGACAGCUCUCCCGUGGACAUGCAGAGCUAUGAACUGUGCUGUGAUAUGAUUGAUGUAGUUAUAGAUAUUUCCUGCAUAUAUGGCAUGGUGGACGAGACAGAAACAAGCACGUUCAACAGCCAGAGCUCGUCGCUGAUCAAGCUGAACAACGGCACGGUGCUGUACCUGCGCGAGGUCAACAAGUUCCUGGCGCUCGUGUGCAUACUGAGGGAGGAGAACUUCCAGAAACAAGGUGUAAUAGACUACAACUUCCUCUGCUUCCGCGACGCGAUAACGCAAGUGUUUGAGCUUCGCAACAAGUGUCAAAACCUCGAAGACGGAUCUCCCAUGGGAACCCCUGAAGCCACCAACGGACCCCUAGAUAGCACGAUCAGUGGGUCCCUACUGUCUCAAACCCCGUUACCGUAACAUUAGCCAAUUGUGAUGACCUUAGCCGAAUGUUGUGAGUGAGUGUACGAUAUCGUUGGACGGACUAUGAAGGAUUGGUUGAAGUGGUAAGUGGGUUUUUUGCUGCAAGUUUAUAGCUACAACAAAUUGCAAUAUUAGAAGCCGGAUACAAUCAAAUUGAAUUUACUGUGAGUUGAACAAUCGUUAUGUAUUUAUUGUUCGGUUCAAUAGCUUAUUUGCGUCCGUAUAAAUGAAAAAAUAUGAAGGUCUUUAUGAAAAGUUUAGUGUUUUCAAGAAGCCCUGGACAUGUUUCGUUUUAUGUAAAUGUUGAAAAUUUUGGGCAGCAAAAAGUAUAAGUUGGCAGCAACUGUCU
This is a messenger RNA of Plutella xylostella (diamondback moth), 1728 nucleotides long. RefSeq names its product Ras-related GTP binding C/D (gene RagC-D). The record is from RefSeq and is a predicted model, not a curated record. NCBI's taxonomy places the organism in Eukaryota, Metazoa, Arthropoda, Insecta, Lepidoptera, Plutellidae. Gene Ontology annotation, cellular component: Gtr1-Gtr2 GTPase complex; nucleus; lysosome. Gene Ontology annotation, molecular function: GTPase activity; GTP binding. Gene Ontology annotation, biological process: negative regulation of autophagy; cellular response to starvation; positive regulation of TORC1 signaling.